Molecule: messenger RNA, 324 nt
Organism: Puccinia graminis f. sp. tritici CRL 75-36-700-3
Lineage: Eukaryota; Fungi; Basidiomycota; Pucciniomycetes; Pucciniales; Pucciniaceae
Exons: 3
Coding region: 1-324 (107 amino acids)
Source: RefSeq, a predicted model, not a curated record
AUGGCGCCUGGGGCGUCAUGCCUGACAUGUUCUUCUUCCGUGAUGCCGAAGAGAUCGAGGCUGAGGCCGCCGACAAGGCUGCUAAGCUGUUGGAAGAACAAGGCGGAGCUGCCCUCGGUGAGAACCGUGCCGUUGACUGGGAUGUCGCCGGUCCCGGUGCUGGUAUCGUCGCGGCUGCUGCUACCAUGCCCUCGGUUGAGGUCGACUGGACUGCCCCUGAGGCCACAACUGAUUGGGCUGCCGCCGACACUGGUGACGCCCAAUGGAACGCCCCAGCUCCCGCUGCUGACGCCUCGGGCUGGUAAACGAAAACGCAAAAAGUGA